CGUUUUCGGAACAGCUGAACAACAAAUGAAGUGGUUUUAAGUUCGCAUUACAUGUGCCUACAUUUUAUUACGUAUAAUACAAGUAUUACACUUGCUUAGAAAUUAGGUUUAAUACUUCCAAUAUUGAAAGAAUUCGACGAAAUAAGGUGUCCAGCUUCAUCAUCAUCAUCAUGGAGCAACAAAAUUCAAAAUCUAAUGAGGAGAUCAAACUAGAAGAACCCGUCGAAUGCAAUACCUCUCUACAGUUAAAGGUAGAAGAAAUCGAAAUUAUAGAUACAUUGCCUGAAGUAGAGUCCGGACAGCCGCCAUCAGAUACCGUUAACCACCGAUGUGAACUUUGUGGCCAAAAUUUCCCAUCCAUUGACCUGCUCAACCAGCAUCAAUUUAAUCAUCCCUACAUAUGUGAUUUGUGUGGAAAAGCUUAUCGUGAUCGAAGUCUUAUCAGCCAUCAUAUGAUACGUCACAGGCAAAAAUCUCACAAAUGUGAUGUUUGUGAGAAGGCAUUUUCUCUGGCCGGUUUGCUCACUACCCAUAAGAAAAUUCACCUUCCUAAACCAUACCGUAGCUGCCCAGAUCGUUACGAAUGUGAUUUGUGUGGAAAAAAAUAUCGUGAGCUCAAUCAGAUGAGACUUCAUAUGAAAGUACACGAGAAUAAACCUCACAAAUGUGACGUUUGUGAGAAGGCAUUUUCCAUAGUCGGUCAGCUCACUAGACAUAAGAAAAUCCACUUAGACCCUUACAUAUGUGAUUUGUGUGGGAAAAAAUGUCUCGAACUCAAAUAUAUGAUAUUUCAUAUGAAAAUUCACAAGGAAAAACCUUACAAAUGUGAUGUGUGUGAGAAGGCAUUUUGCACAGAUAGCGAUCUCAAUGAACAUAAAAAGCUUCACUCGAACGAUAAACCAUACAUAUGUAAAUUAUGUGGAGAGGCAUUUCAUAUGCGCACUCAGCUACGAAGUCAUACGUCUGCUCACUUGAGUGAGAAACAUUUCACUUGUAAUGUGUGUGGGAAAGUAUUCGCUAUGUCCUGGAGCUUCGCGACCGAUAACGGAAUAGACAUACACACUAACGAACUUACUGCGUGUAGCAAACAUGAAUCUCUUCGCCUAAUUAGUAUAGCAUGUGAUAUAUGUGGAAGAGAAUGCCGUACGCUCGGAGAGCUGAAAACACAUAAGAAAGUUCACAAUGUAAAAUCUCAUAAAUGUGACGUGUGUGGGAAACUAUUUGGUUCUAUUCACCAACUCAAAGCACAUAAGAAUAUUCACUCGAACGAAAAAUCAUAUGUGUGUGAGACAUGUGGAAAAGCAUUUCGCACGCAGUUCAAUCUGAAUGUUCACAAGCGUACUCACUCUAGUGAGAAAUCAUUAGAGUGUGAAGUGUAUGGAAAAGAAUUUAUUGGAAGGAACCUUCUUCAAACCCAUAUGUAUUUUCACACAAACGAAACUCCACACAAAUGUGAAAUAUGCGGAAAAGCAUUUCGCCAACUGUAUGUACUCAAAAAGCAUAUGUAUGUUCACACAAAAGCAAAACCGUAUGACUGUUGCAUUUGUGGAAAAGCAUAUCGUGAAAGGCACAACCUCAAAACCCACAUGUAUCUUCACACGAACGAAAAACCACACAAAUGUGAAGUAUGCGGAAAAGAAUUUCACCUACCUAGUGUGCUCAGAAAACAUAUGUAUGUGCACACAAAAGAGAAACCGUAUAAAUGCGAUCUGUGUGGACAAGCAUAUCGUAGAAGGCACACCCUCAAAUGCCACAUGAAUCUUCACGUGAACGGAAAACCAUACAAAUGUGACGUAUGUGAAAAGCAAUUUCGUCAUAAGAAGAGCCUCCCAGUCCAUAUGUUGCUUCACACAAACGAAAAACCAUACAAAUGUGAAAUAUGCGGAAAAGCAUUUCCCUUACAGAGUGCGCUCAAAAAGCAUAUGGAUGUGCACACUAAAGCAAAACCGUAUGAAUGUGACAUUUGUGGAAAAGCAUAUAGUGGAAAAUACUCCCUCAAAACCCACAUGUAUGUUCACACGAACGAAUAUCCUCACAAAUGUGAAGUGUGUGGAAAACAAUUUAGUAAGAGCGGUUACUUCAAAAUCCAUAUGAAUGGGCACACAAACGAAAAACGGUACAAAUGUGAACUGUGUGGACAAAAUUUUGGCGAUGAAACGACUCUCAGGUACCAUGCAAGGGUUCACACAAACCCGCACAAAUGUGAAGUAUGUGGAAAAGAAUUUCACCUACAUAGUGUGCUCAGAAGACAUAUGUAUGUGCACACAGAAGAAAAACCAUAUGAAUGUGAUUUGUGUGGAAAAGCAUAUCGUGGAAAGUACUCUCUCGCAACCCACAUGUAUGUUCACACGAACGAAUAUCCUCACAAAUGUGAUGUGUGUGGAAAAAAAUUUGGUGAGAGCCGUUUGCUCAAAACCCAUAUGACUGUGCACACAAACGAAAAACAGUACAAAUGUGAAGUGUGUGGAAAAGAAUUUUAUUAUCUCAGUUCCCUCAAACGUCACAAUUCACUUCACUCGAAAUAAGCAAUUAUCAAAUGUGACAUGUAGUAAUCUAUUUGUGACAGUGUAAAAGUUAAAGUUCGUGCGUUUUAGAUAUCCAAACAAAUUAAUAAACCAGAAUAAUUACAAGCUAACCACAACCCGUCGUUCCCGCGAAAAAAAUGCAGGCCGGUAGAAAUCCGCCAGGCUUCCUGCAGCAGUCCAUGUUGGAAUAACAUGCCUGGCAACCCCUACCACUACACUCAUAUUGUUUUUCCUAUCCACACCUUUCGAAAUUGAUUAAAAAAAUGUUUUUGUCAUUAUCAUUUAGACGCAAUAAAGUAAAAACGUGUUUCAUGAA
Topomyia yanbarensis is the source of this 2841-nucleotide messenger RNA. Its product is annotated as zinc finger protein 493-like. Bases 171 to 2525 code for a protein of 784 amino acids. The record is from RefSeq and is a predicted model, not a curated record. NCBI's taxonomy places the organism in Eukaryota, Metazoa, Arthropoda, Insecta, Diptera, Culicidae. The transcript is spliced from 2 exons.